AGCGUCGGGAUUAGUGUCCCGGUCCUUGAAAGCGGCAGCUCUAGCCUUUAGCUCAGUGCGGUUGUUACUAAUUCUGGAUUCGUCAUUGACCUAAGUUUCUGUUCAUGAGGAAAGUUACUUCCUCAUUAUUAAAAGUGGGAGUGUCAAACCUAAUGUGUACAGAGCAGCGUUUCAGUUAAGGAGUCUGUCACCCCAUUGUGCUGUGUGUAACCCCAUGACAGGAAGUGUUUAAAUCCCUGAGCCGAGACUAACUACAGGAUGUGGAACAUAGCUGCAUUGGUGUUAGUGGUGGCAGGGUCUGCCUCUUGCUACAUCACCUGCCCUGAUGGGAAGGUCUGCUCUGAUCAAUCAACCUGCUGUUUGACUAAAGAAGGAUACGCCUGCUGUCCAGUUACCCAUGUUCAGUGGACAGCACUUGUUCAGGCCUCUGACAGCACCCCACAGGCUGGAGUCAUUCGCUGUGACACAAAAGUCUACUGCCCUUCUGGAACCAGCUGCUGCAAUGGACCGACUGGCAAAUGGAGCUGCUGCCCAUUCCCACUGGGCAAGUGCUGUGCAGAUGGCCAGCAUUGCUGUGAAUAUGGAUACACCUGUGACCCAACCUCAUUCAAGUGCAGGAAAGGUUACUCUCAGAUUCCUUCAGGUCUGAGGGAUGAUGCUAAGCAGGACUGACAAGAUGUCUUAUUAAUUAUAAUGUUGUCACUGUACUGGUAUUGGAUUGAACAAACAGAUUUGCUAGUUUAGCUAACCAAACCAUCAGUCCUAGCUUGCUAUUAUGAAAAUCGAAUUCAACAAUGUUUUCAAUUCUAAUUUUGCUUUCAAAAGCAACUCAAACAUAAAACAUGUAAAAAUGAACUAUAGCCAUUGAAUUCUACCCUGCAGAUAUAGCAUGCUUUAUAGGGAAAUAAUGCACGCUCUAGAAUGCCCUUCAAGACAAUCAGAAACGAUUGUUCAACAAUGUAUAACAUUACAUGUUGAAAGAAUGUUGAAUCAUGCCACCCACUCAUUCAUUGCAUAAAAGACAGAUCAAUACACUUCAAAUAAAUGACAU
This is a messenger RNA of Salvelinus namaycush (lake trout), 1051 nucleotides long. Its product is annotated as progranulin-like. Gene Ontology annotation, cellular component: extracellular region. The coding region runs from base 259 to 672 and encodes 137 amino acids. Lineage: Eukaryota; Metazoa; Chordata; Actinopteri; Salmoniformes; Salmonidae. The record is from RefSeq and is a predicted model, not a curated record. The transcript has 4 exons.